CAAAAUCCCUAACUACAUACUUCGAUGGUAUUAUGCGAGCCAUAAUCUGUUCAUCUCGGGGAGUCACCCUCUUCAUACAAACCAGAAGAGCCGGUCGCGUUUCCAUCGCGUGUUUCCGAGGCGUGCGGUAUUCCAGCGUUUCAUCGGAUUGCGUCGAUGAGACACUCUUGCUUCCCAUCGGAAACAAUGGAUCGAUUGAUUUGAAAAUUACGCGACCAAGCACAUUACGCUCAAAUGAGGCAGCACCCGUCGGUCCAAAUGUGAUUCUCUAUCUUCCACCAGGACCUUUGUUCCAGGAUCACCAUACGGAAGCAUCUAAGAUAGAUGGAGAUCCAACAUUAAAUGUUGAUCAUGCAAAAACCGGGGAUAUGCAAGCUCCAAACCAUGCACCCUCACCACAACAUGUUCUAGCAAACACUGCAUCAGCAGUGGUAGUAACAGUCAACUACCGUCUCGGAGAGACCAAACAACAAAUAUCUUCCCCUUUAUCAACCUCAAAUCAACAAGGGCAAAUUGAAACCCUGGAUCCAACAAACACAAACCCUCAACCAGAAACAUACAAAUACCCAACCCCAGUCCACGACACUCUAGCCGGCUUCGACUGGAUCCAAGCCAACCUACAACCCUCAAAACUAGCAAUAUACGGUACCCACAUCGGCGGAUCCCUAGCGCUCAUGCUAGCCCUCACAGAAGCGCAAUCAAUCCACGCAGUAGCAGCCACAAACCCAGUCUGCGACUGGCCCAGCCUGGACGAAUAUUGCACAAGAGAAACCACCAUCACCAACAUAGACAUCGACUCAGAAAACAAUGGCACGCCACCAUCAACAGUCGCCCAAAAACAAAAACGCCACCCAAGAAAAAGAAUCGCACCAAAAGAUCUGGUCCCUCUCCUACGCGCCCGCGAACGAUUCUUCACAGCCCCAGAACGCUGCUUCGACUCCUUCGCCUCACCAAUCCUCUUCCUCCGCUCUGCAGGGCGCGAAGUGCCGCGUACAUUCCCGAGUUAUCUCACCGGACCGGAGUAUCCAGUUCCCGUCCUGCGGAAUACGCGGAAUAUGACAGCUGCUGAGCAAUAUGAUGCUGCUGACGGGUCGCUUUGGGAUCGGGAUGUAUAUCCCAAUAUCGAUUCUGAGGAAGGGGAUGGUGAUGGGAUUGAUAAUCUCCCUGGUACGGUGACUCGUCGGCGGAAGGCUCUUUCACGGUGGCCGCCUUAUGGGCUUGAUUAUGGUCUUAGCGGGAAGAAUUGGUCUGGGCCUGGUGAUGGGAUUCGGAGGUUGGAGGUUUGUUUGCCUUUUGUUAGGGUCUUUGCGGGGGAUGGGGUUGGGGAGGGGCUGGAUGCGUUGUCUGAGGGUGAGGGUGAGGGUUCUUUGGCUCGGAAGGGUGGGAAGGGGAAAGACGGGAGUGUUGGGACUACGGUUCUUGCGCGGCAGGCUGAGGAGAUGGUUUCUGUGAUGCGGAGGGCUUGCUUUUGGGGGAGGGAAAAGGGGUUUGGGGAGCGGAGGGUUGUAUUGUCUAAGGUUCUGAGUGACGUUGAUCAAUCAGGGGAGGUUGGGGAUUGGUUUAGGUAUGUGUUUGAGGCGACGAUGGAUGAUGUUGAUUAA
Messenger RNA from Penicillium canescens, 1601 nucleotides. RefSeq lists its product as uncharacterized. The transcript is spliced from 2 exons. NCBI's taxonomy places the organism in Eukaryota, Fungi, Ascomycota, Eurotiomycetes, Eurotiales, Aspergillaceae. The coding region runs from base 33 to 1601 and encodes 522 amino acids. The record is from RefSeq and is a predicted model, not a curated record.